AUGCUUUCUUCGCUGGUCUUCACCUUGUCCGCCCUGACCGUGGUGUCAGCGGCCCCAACGUCUCUCGGUGGAAGACAGGCUGCCUUUGAGGUCACCGAGCAGCAGCCGUGGAAUGCGGGAGCUGUCACUGAGUUUCGUAUUCACCCCAGUUGCAACGCCUCCCAAGCAUUUCAGCUUCGCCAAGGUCUCGACGAUGCGGUAGCACUCGCCCAGCAUGCCAAAGAACACGUCCUGCGCUGGGGGAGCAGCAGUGAGUUCUACCGCAAAUACUUUGGGAAUGCUCCUACACCGGAGGUCAUUGGUGCGUUCGACACCAUUGUCAACGGAAACAAGCAAAAUGCCCUCUUCCGUUGUGAUGACCCGGAUUUGAACUGCCAAAAUAUGCCGACUUGGGCUGGUCACUGGCGAGGCGACAACGCAACUGAGGAGACAGUCAUCUGCCCUACCUCGUUCUUUGAGCGACGCCCUCUUUCCACGCUUUGCGCGAGAGGUUACAAUGUCCGAGAACACUCCCGCCUUCUCUACUGGGGUUCCGACCUGCUCCACCGUCUCUACCACGUGCCCGCAUUUGGCCAGGAAUACAUCGACCAUUACUCCGAGGGAUACGAAGGGAUCAUAGAGUCUGCUGCCAACAACAGUCCAAACAGCACCCAUGAUUCCGACGGCCUGCAGUACUUUGCCCUGGACGUUUACGCGUACGACAUCAUCCUUCCCGGCGAGGGCUGUCCUGGCCCAAGUGGCCCGCCCAGCACGGAGACGAGCUCAGCAUCAGCCCCCUCGCCCACGGAAACGUCCUCUUCUGCCAGUGCUACCAGUACCGCAACAACAACUGGUGCGGAAUCAGCUGCGUCAGAGACUACGCUGCCAGAUAACUGCCACACCCACUCAGAUGGGUCUGUCCACUGCACCUAA
Molecule: messenger RNA, 912 nt
Organism: Diaporthe batatas
Lineage: Eukaryota; Fungi; Ascomycota; Sordariomycetes; Diaporthales; Diaporthaceae
Exons: 3
Coding region: 1-912 (303 amino acids)
Cellular component (GO): extracellular region; fungal-type cell wall; cell surface
Molecular function (GO): integrin binding; zinc ion binding; metallopeptidase activity
Source: RefSeq, a predicted model, not a curated record